AAGUGCUUUCUGUGGAUAUUAAAUUUAAUAAUAAUUAUGUCUAACAAAGGCGACAAUUUGGUAAUUGUCCAGGAGAAUUCAGAAGAUCAGGAAGUCGGCUUGGACGAUGAAAUGCUUGUACAAUACUUAGAGAAGAAUCUGGCCAAAGUGGUCGCCGAUACUGCACAGAAGGCAGCGGAGCUAGAGAGGCUCCAGGAGCUGAAGAAGCAGCUACUGGACCAUAAGUACAGCUGCCUUGCGGCUGCCAGCAAGGAGCCCUUUCCCGUGGGCAUGAAUCUGAUGCCUCGCCUCAAACAGGUUAACUCAAAGACCGAGGAAUUAGUGGCACAACUCACAGGGUUGAUCGAAGCAAAGGCAAACGUGGACAAGGCCUAUGACCUACACUGCAAGGAGGCCAAGAGUGUCACAGAAAAUCAACUGAAGAGUCGAUACGAUCAGUACACCACGAUGUCCAACGAAGAACUAGAAAAAAUACUCGAUGAAAUGAAGAAUUCUUUGAAGGAGAUACUGGGCAAGGCGGCUGCCAAAAAGGCAGAGCUGGUCACCAAGAAAAAGGAGUAUCAUGCCAAGCACUUGGCCAUGAUGCAGGAGAUCGAAACGUUGAGUCAGAUCGAGCAGGAUGCCGUUGAACGCCUCGAACAAUUGAGGCUGGAGGAAGCUCUAAGCUGCUUGGAGCCUUCCGAUUAGAAGCUUAUUCGACUCUUUUGAGGCAUUUCCCCGCAUAAAUAACCAAAUUUUAGCACUGUAAGUAUUGUAUCCUGGCAUAAGAACCAUGGAAAGCGAAAAGUUACACCCAGUUUUUAUGUUUAAAUUAAAAUAUUUAACGAAAUGUUGAAAUGAACUAAAGAAA
Drosophila serrata is the source of this 850-nucleotide messenger RNA. It is a transcript of the gene cona, whose product is annotated as corona. The record is from RefSeq and is a predicted model, not a curated record. NCBI's taxonomy places the organism in Eukaryota, Metazoa, Arthropoda, Insecta, Diptera, Drosophilidae.